CAGUAACACUUGACCCCAUCUCAGCAAUUUUUCUUUUCUUGCCACUUAGAAAGCUCCUAUAGCUGCUUGUCUCCCUCCUAUAUAUAUAUUGUCCACUGCUAAUCCGUAAUCCAUUCCUUUCUUCAGUGCCUCUCCAAGCUCCUCCUUGUCGGGAACUUGGAGUCUUGGCAUUGGAGGAAGCAUCCCAACUUACAAGAACAUAAUGGAAUUACCCUUUAUCUGCAUCGUCAGCUUGACUCUCCUGCUAUCGAUAUCUACAUCAUCACAUGCUCAAAUCGCCAAGGCUCCUGCCCUCAGCCCAACGCCUGCACCGGCCCCGGCCCCAGAUUUUGUGAACCUCAGGGUCUUGCUCUCCGUGGCCGGCCCCUUCCACACCUUCCUCAGCUACCUUGAAUCCACCAAAGUGAUCGACACUUUCCAGGAUCAAGCCAACAACACCGAGGAAGGCAUUACCUUAUUCGUUCCUAAGGACAGCGCCUUCGCAUCUCAGAAGAAGCCGUCCUUGUCCAACCUCACUGACGACCAGCUCAAGUCACUCUGCCUCUUCCAUGCCCUGCCUCAUUAUUACACUCUGUCCGAUUUCAAGAACCUCAGCAAUAUGAGCCCGGUUAGCACGUUCGCGGGUGGCGAAUACACUGUCAACUUUACAGAUAUCACCGGAACGGCGCAUCUAAGUUCUGGUUGGACUGAUACAAAAGUUAGCAGCAGCGUGCAUGCUACCGACCCUGUUGCGGUAUACCAAAUUGAUAAGGUUCUCCUUCCCGAAGCAAUAUUCGGAACUGAUAUUCCUCCAACUCCAGCGCCUGCACCAGCUCCAGAUAUUAGCCCAGCUGCAGAUUCUCCGUCAGGAGUAUCGGAAACCGGAUUUUCAUCUACAGCUUCGAAGCCGAGCUCCUCUCCUAAAUUGAGCAGCAGUUGGAGUCACUUGGUCUUGGCUGCUUCAAGUGGUAUGCUGGUGGUGCUACUUUGAGAGACAAUUCAUGUCCGGAUGAUUAAAUCAAUUUAUGUCCAAAGGGUUUUUGGAUUGUUUAAUUUAUGUUCAUUUGAAAUACCAUUUUUCCGACACGUGUUGUUGACAUUGUGCAUGGGAUGUGAUUUAUUCCAGUAUUGUAAUACUUAAAGAAAGAUAAUACAUACAUUUCAUACUGUUGAAGAUGAAUAAGUUCAUGUAAAGUUAAUUGGACUGUUA
This is a messenger RNA of Rhodamnia argentea, 1189 nucleotides long. Its product is annotated as fasciclin-like arabinogalactan protein 7. NCBI's taxonomy places the organism in Eukaryota, Viridiplantae, Streptophyta, Magnoliopsida, Myrtales, Myrtaceae. The transcript is spliced from 2 exons. The coding region runs from base 203 to 970 and encodes 255 amino acids. The record is from RefSeq and is a predicted model, not a curated record.